CCCCUGCAUCGCUUGCGCACGCGCAUAAGUAUCCCUCUUUUCUCGUGGUCGAACAAGUGACAAGCCAUCAUGUCGUCUGAUCUGCAGUGGUCAAUCAUCAGAAACAAUAGCUGUUUCUUGGUCAGGAGCCAGGGAAAGACCCUCACCAAGGAGCCCAACAAUGUCACUGGCCUAAAUGCCUUCAAGUACAAUGGCCUUGUCAAUAAAAAGGUUGUUGGUGUUGAUGCCGCCCCCAGUGGAAAGGGUGUGGUUAUCACUACUCGCAAGAACAAGGCUGCCAACAAGCCAGGCAAAAUCAUGAACAAGAUCACCAUCAGUCGUGACUCUCGUCGCACUCUCAAGACCAUUGAGGGUGUGUGUGACAAGAACUACUACCGCAUGGACCUCAAAGACCCUGCCAUGCGUCGUGCCUGUGCUAUCUUGCGUAGCCAGAAGCCCACUGCAGGGGUCCAGAAGAAGCGAUCCCGCAGAAAGCGUAACUAGAAUGUUACUGAAUUCUCUAAAGCAAUAAACAGCUAAUUGUUGUUA
This is a messenger RNA of Nematostella vectensis (starlet sea anemone), 528 nucleotides long. Its product is annotated as 60S ribosomal protein L28. The transcript has 5 exons. Gene Ontology annotation, cellular component: ribosome; cytosolic large ribosomal subunit. Lineage: Eukaryota; Metazoa; Cnidaria; Anthozoa; Actiniaria; Edwardsiidae. Gene Ontology annotation, molecular function: structural constituent of ribosome. The record is from RefSeq and is a predicted model, not a curated record. The coding region runs from base 70 to 483 and encodes 137 amino acids. Gene Ontology annotation, biological process: translation.